AUGGAUCAGAAAAGUGAUUCAUUUCUCUCUGUUUCAUCGAUUUCAUUUUCAUAUUCUUCUUCAACAGACAAAGACUUUGAUCUGAUAUGCAUGAUUAGUCCCAUCGUACUUCUCUACAUCACUCUCCUCUCCAUCAUCUUCUUUGUAGCUGCUUUGAUUCACCUUCUGGUCAAAUUCUUACAUAGACCCCAAACUCGACUUGACGACGCCUAUGAUGGCAUUACAGAGAGUUCUACUGCUCUGCAAGGUCGGUAUCAAACACGGUUUAAUCUCCAUGACGCAGAAAUUGACCAAUCAUUCAUUGAUGCAUUGCCCUUGUUACAUUACAAGACCAUGAUUGGUCUUCGACACGACCUCUCUGAUUGCGCCGUUUGUCUCAGAGAGUUCACAGCCGAAGACGAGCUCCGGCUCUUACCAAAAUGCAGCCAUGCAUUCCAUGUGGAGUGCAUCGACACGUGGCUCCUCACAAACUCAACAUGUCCUCUCUGCAGGGACAACCUCCUCCUCCUUGGCCUCACUGGCACUGCUUCGUCUUCCACUAUUGUCCUUGUGCAUGAAUCUGAUGGUGACAAUUCCCAAGACUCCGAUUCGUCGUUCAUGUUAACCGAUCUUGAUGAUGUCGAGUCAAAAUGA
Molecule: messenger RNA, 633 nt
Organism: Arabidopsis thaliana (thale cress)
Lineage: Eukaryota; Viridiplantae; Streptophyta; Magnoliopsida; Brassicales; Brassicaceae
Product: RING/U-box superfamily protein
Exons: 1
Coding region: 1-633 (210 amino acids)
Biological process (GO): protein ubiquitination
Cellular component (GO): membrane
Molecular function (GO): ubiquitin protein ligase activity
Source: RefSeq, marked reviewed